This is a messenger RNA of Lachancea lanzarotensis, 1299 nucleotides long. It is a transcript of the gene ULA1, whose product is annotated as LALA0S08e05226g1_1. NCBI's taxonomy places the organism in Eukaryota, Fungi, Ascomycota, Saccharomycetes, Saccharomycetales, Saccharomycetaceae. The transcript has a single exon. Bases 1 to 1299 code for a protein of 432 amino acids. The record is from RefSeq and is a predicted model, not a curated record. Gene Ontology annotation, molecular function: ubiquitin-like modifier activating enzyme activity.
AUGGACAAGUUUGAUAGACAAGUGCGCAUUUGGGGAACCCAUGGCCAGCAUAUCAUUGAAACCAGUCAUGUGUGUGUCGUUGGUUCAUCGCCUUUCGCGUUCGAGAUAGUCAAGAAUCUGGCCCUACCUGGGAUAGGGUGUCUUACUAUGAUCGCUACGAACUCAAGAGACCUUGAGCAGAAUCAAUUUUGGAACAUGAAGACGUGGAAUGUGACUCAAAUUGACUGGAAUGCUGAAAAAAUGGGCUCUGACGUGUUUUGGAGCGACUUUGAAUUGAUAAUAAUCACCACUGGGCAAAACGACGUUUUAAAAGUGUUCCGACAAAUAAAGUCUCCACCGGUCUUGCUGUGCAGUACAUCUGGCCAGAACGGUUUUGUUACCUUUCUUUCCGGUGAACCACAUUUUGUUGUGGAAUCUCAUCCAGAACAUACUAUUCCUGACCUUCGAUUAGGGGCGUUGCGAAGUGAUCUGUCACAGUUUUACUCGGAAUUCUUAAAAAACACAGUGUGUAUUUCAGACUUACCUUUCGCCGCUCUACUUUAUCAUGCUUGCGAGAACGUCUUGAAGGAGAAAAAGCCUCAUCAAGUUAUCAAUCGACAUGACCUCAAAGACCAGAUAAAUGUUCUACAGAAUAAGGUUUCACCUAACACCCAAUUACCCAAUUUUUUUGAGGCACUGCGAUUUGCCCACCUUGCAUUGGAACGUACCGAGACUUUACCAGAAAAUGUCAUCCGAUGUCUGGCGCUGAAAGACGUGUCUUGUCAGAUUCCUUUCAAUCAAAAUGUCCAAACGCUGCUCAGGGCCCUAUCUUCAUUCUUAGACACACCGUACAGUGAGGGCCAGUUACCUCUUGCCGGAAUAAUUCCAGAUAUGGAGUCAAGCUACGAAAUGUACACAGCGCUUCGCAACGCCUACUCAGGUGCUGCCGAAAAUGAUGUCAAGAUUUUUCACAAUCUCGUUUCUUCAGAGGUCUCCCAUAUUGAAAUAGACCAAGUUAAGUCGUUUUGCAGGAACUGUCGUCACAUUAAUGUUAUUGAACCAAUUGGAAAAUUGGGAGAUUUUGAGUCGGUAUUAAAUGACGAAACUACGGACUCUACUAUUAUAAAAAAUGUCUUGCAUUCAUGCUUAUCUGAAGCGCUGAAGAAAGAGGAUAAAAGGAGAUUUUAUCCAUGCAUAUCUUUCGUGGCAGGUAUCGCAGCGCAAGAAGCGAUCAAGGUGCUCACACACCAAUUUUUACCGCUUCACAACACUUUAGUUUACGAGGGAGAACUUGGCCGCCUACGGUCAAUCAAAAUAUAA